AUGCGGCACGCCUGGCUAACGCUAGGCGUCGCCGCAGCCUUCGCACCCUCACCAUCUACGCAGCGCAGCCAUCCCUUGCGCGCGAGCGACGAGCCGUUCGACGUGAGCAAACUCCAAGGCAAAGCGGCGCGCCUCGACACGCGCCGGCGCCAAAUCUACAUGGAACAUCAGCAGCGCAAGGCGAGCGGCGAACUGUACGAGGGCGACGGGCUACUGCUCGACAACCGGCUGGAUGCGGGCAUAGACUUUUCGAAGAGCGCGGUCGACGAGCUGGCCGAACUGGCGCGCAUCGCGGUGGAGACGUCGACGGGCGAAGGGACCGAGUCCUCGGGCAACGGGCGCUACGCCUGGGGCACGUGGGCCGACACGGACAAAGUCAGUGCCGUGCGCGACGCCGUCGACGCGAUACGAUUGAAGGGGUCGAAGAAGCUCUGGGGUUCGUCGCUCAAGGACGGCGGCGCGUAUCGGCUCGCGGGCGGCGAGGCCUGGGACGUCACGCUGCGGGCGUGGGGCGAGGAGUCGGAAAGCAGGGAGGUCGAGCAGAUGUUCCUCGAGGGCUCGCACGUCUUCGUCAAGCCGCUCGCGGGCACGGUGUUCCUCCAGAAGUUGCGGCGGGGCCGGGAUGGGAUGAGCCCGCUCGGCCCGAAGAAGGAGCUGCGCGGCGCGACGGCCGGCGUCGGUGGCUCGGCGACGGUCGGGGCCGUGGCGAAGAUGCUCGGCGGCCCGCCGCAGCGCCUCACGGCGCAGAAGGGGCCGACCGCGGUCCUCGAAGUCGUGCUGCGGCCGCCGACGGGCUCGGCCGACGAGGGCCGCGAGGCGCUCGAGAAGCUGCUCAGUGGUGAGGUGCCUAAAGACGUGCGCGACGCGCUCGUCGCCUUUGAGGAGGAGAAGGAGGAGGACGAAGAAGAAGAGGAGGAGCUCGAGGCGAACCCGGCUUUAUUGACCCAGGAGGCCCUGCGCGAGCGCGUCGGCGGUCUAGAGCAGCAGCUCGAUGCCAUCGUGAGGCGCGUCCUCGCGAGCCGAGCCUCGCCGGAAGCGGCGAAGCGACUCGGCGUGGGCCACGUGAGAGGUGUUCUAUUGAGUGGCCCGCCGGGCUGCGGCAAGACGUUGUUGGCGCGGGAGCUGGCGCGAGCCUUGGGCGCGCGCGAGCCGCAGAUCGUCAACGGGCCGGAAAUCCUCGACAAGUUCGUCGGAGAGGCCGAGCGGAAGGUGCGGGAGCUCUUCGCGCCGGCCGAGGCGGAGUUCCGGCAGGUCGGCGACGCGUCGGCGCUGCACGUGGUCGUCUUCGACGAGAUGGACGCCAUCGCGCGGCGGCGGGGCUCCCUGACCGGGGACACGACGGGCGUGCGCGACGGGGUAGUGAAUCAACUCCUGGCCAAAAUGGACGGCGUCGUCGAGGCGCCGAACGUGCUCGUCGUCGGCUGCACGAACCGGCCCGAGCUCAUAGACGAAGCGUUGUUGCGGCCGGGGCGCCUGGAAGUGCAAUUACAAGUAAGACGGCCGGACGCCGUCGGCCGCCGCGACAUCGCCCGCAUUCACACGCGGCGGAUGAGGGAGAACGGCGCCCUCGCCGACGAUGCGCGGGCCUACGUCGACGACGUCGAGGGCGGCCUGGCGGCGCGCACAGAUUUGUUUUCGGGCGCGGAGAUUGCUGGGUUGGUGCGCGCGGCGGCGUCGCGAGCCUUAGCGCAAGGUUCACCUACCGUGUCAAAAGCCCAUCUCGAGGAGGCGCUCCAGGACAUCACGCCGGCCGCGACGCGCGCGGACGGCGACCUCGCGCGGAGGGCGCCGCACGGCCUCCUGGACGUCGCCGCGCACUCGUCGGUCCGAUCUUACUUAAAACGGUUCCUCCGGAGCGGCGCGCCGGGCGCGACGCGGAGCGUACUCUUGGUCCCGGAGGUGCGCGGAUCCGGCUGCACCGCGCACGCCGCCGUCGCGGCGCGCGACGCGGCGCGGGACGGCGCCGUCGACGCGGUGGCGUUCCAGACGGCCUACGAUUUACUAAGGGACGGCGCCUCGCCCUCGACGGGCCUCGCGGCGGCCUUCGACGCCCAGGCCGAGCACGCGAAGAGUGUGCUGGUGCUGGACGACGUCGACUCCGUCGUCGACGGGCCCGCGACGGCGGCCUUGCGCGCGCUGUGCCGGCGGCCGCCCGCCGCGGGCGACAGACUCUUCGUGGUGGCGACGGCGGCGGACCCGGCGGCGGCGUGCGGCCCGCUCGCGACGGCGUUCGACGAGACCCUCGUCGUGCCGGCGCUGCGGGGGCCCGACGACGUCGCUCGCGCCUUGGCCGGCAUCGUUGACGACGCCGACGAUUUGGUGAAAGGCGUGGGCGACGACGCCUUCGACGGCGUCGGCGACGACCCGUACCCGGUGAAGGCGCUGCUGCGGGUGGCCGAGCACGCGCGCGCGACGGCGCGCGACGGGGGCGAGCUCCGGUCAUUGUUUUAUCAAGGGCUCGCGGACCACGUCGCGGCGGAACGAAUGCUGGCGGAGGCGUGUAGGAUCUAAUUGUUGUAGC
Pelagomonas calceolata is the source of this 2521-nucleotide messenger RNA. The record is from the annotation of a GenBank genome assembly. Lineage: Eukaryota; Pelagophyceae; Pelagomonadales; Pelagomonadaceae.